Molecule: messenger RNA, 5295 nt
Organism: Corythoichthys intestinalis (scribbled pipefish)
Lineage: Eukaryota; Metazoa; Chordata; Actinopteri; Syngnathiformes; Syngnathidae
Gene: lacc1
Product: laccase (multicopper oxidoreductase) domain containing 1
Exons: 5
Coding region: 2407-3693 (428 amino acids)
Molecular function (GO): copper ion binding
Source: RefSeq, a predicted model, not a curated record
AGCAAAAAAAAAAAAAAACCUGCCCAGGCGUUGGGUGCAAACAUACAAAAUGAUGAAAAGUGCAAAAUACGAAAAAGAAGAUAGCAAAACCAAAACAAAAAAAAAAAACAAACAACAAAAUCAACCAGGAUACGAGAAACAACGACAGAAUUUUUUCUCCAGUGGUGUCAUCGCAGUCCGUGGAUUUGGCGGAUCGCUGACAGAUAUGAAAACGAGUCAUCAUCUGUAUCCUUUGCCCAAAAAUAUGAUCCGUUUAUUUUCCAACUGAUACUUAUAUCACGCAUGACGUCAUCUUCAUCAUCAAACAAAGACGAUUACAAAUAAAAAAGUUUGAUUUUCCCAGUCCGUUCAUUUCGCGUUCACGUCAAAUGACCAACUUUCAAACUAAGGAAACGUUUUUUUCGGCUACUGUAGGUAUAACGUAAAAAUGUGGUGGAGGUGGGGAACACGCCACUAAUUUUGCUACCGAAAGUCCGACCCGCAUCAGAGUUAGCAUAACAUUAAACCGUGUGAACUUGCUAACCUGCAAAACUGGAGUAGUAAACUGCUUAGAGAGAAGUGUCCUAUAGCUCCUGUAUGUAUACUGUUAACGUUCAUGAAACUGUGACAAAUGUAGUGAACUCUGCUGGAAACUAUAGAACUGGGAAAACGUAAGAUCUGCUGCUUUUUCUUCCUAUGGCCUUUUUUAGAAGGAAAGAGGGCUAGAGUACGUUGUGACCUUACACUUUUGAAAUACCUUUUAGUGCAUUGACGUAUACUGUAUUUACCGUGUUAAAUAAAAUGUAUUUUCUUCAUUUUUUUCAAAAGAUUAUUGGCAGACAUUUUUGUCAGAUAAUCAUAAUCGAGGCAAAAAGCUUCAUUUGUCCCAAUUGAGAUUUUUUUCCAUAAUUUACACUUUAGAGAUAGAAAUAAGGGAGAAGAUGAAAGACCACCAAAUGAAGCAAUGUAUUACUCUUGUGGUGAAGGACAACGUAAAGGUGAACAUCUAUAGUUCCAUGUAUAGGUUAAGUAGUACCUCCCCCACUCCCAACGAAACACACACACAAAACAACCACAGUAAAUUUCCUUAUUAAGGGCGAAUUCCCUCCCGCUUUAAAAAAAAAAAAAAAAAAAGACCUUAUCCUAUAUGAAAAUAACAAUUGCAAUUUUUGUCGACGGAAGUACAUAUGUCAAUAUUUGCAUUGAUCGUUUAGCUUAUCGAAUAAUUAGGUUCUUAUUUGUGAUGUCCCGUCCCCCAUGAGCAAAAAGUGUCCACGCAGGUUAUGUUGUCCCUACCAAUGUUGAGACCAAAUGUUACGAGUACCCCUGGUGGUCAGGGGCCGCGAGCGUAAUAUCAGACGGCAGGUGUGCAAGGAGGAGGCAGUGACAAAUCAAAAUGGCAAAUAAAACGUUUAUUUAACAGAACAAAAGGCAAUGGACACAGAGCACACAAACAUUUAGCCAACCCCCUACACUAUGCAGCAAACACCAAAUAAAAGUUCCAAAACCCCCCAACUAAACCUAGAACCCAAGACAAGCCCCAAACUAAAUCACUACUGUGGCAGGCACCUAGUGUACCCCAAAAUACAUGGGUGGUGUUGCCGCUCUAUCUAAUGGACUAAUACAGAGAGUUAGUACCUGAGUACGUGAGGUGCAAGAGACACGAUGUAUACCUGCAGGUGUCUAACUAAAGUCCCUAGCUCUGUGCUCUGCGCCAGCCUAAAGGCAAAAAAGACAAGAGAUCAUUAAUAAACAAGUGGCAGAAAGCAAACUUCACAAACAGAAUCAAAGUCAAACAUAACAGGCUUCAAAAAACCAAGACAACCAAAUUGAGAGCUGCCACCGCCUCUCCUGAAACGAGCAAACAAUUCAACUUAUAUAGUGGCAGGACCGCCAGAUGAUUGGAGGAUUAACUAAUGAGGAAGUGGUUCCAGCUGUGGAGGCCUGUGAUCACACAGGUGGAAAGUACUGCAAAGGAAAAAUACAGGUGAAAACCAACAUAAACCAGUAGAAAGUGAAAGGGAAAACACACAUACCUGAACAAAAAGAUCAAUUACUCUCCAUCCGUAACACCAAACCUACGUUGAAAUACUGUACUUGGCCAAUGUUGGCACCCCGCGCGUCCUUCAGACAGACAGACAGAAAAGCCUUCAACCUGUCAGUCCUAUUCGAUUGGACGUCUACUGGAGUCAACGGCACUGAAACGUCAUCAUACUAUUUAGAAGAAUUUGUGACGGACUAUUUUUGUCGACGGGAAAAAAACACAGAAGUCACGCGCUCCUUCCUUCCGCUUUGGGUGCAUGCGUGCAGGGCGCCACCCGUGCAGGCCGGGCGUCACGUGGACUUUGGAGCAAGCGCGGAAGAGGAAGCGCCGUUCCGAGCCGAGCCCGGAGCGGAGCGGCUUUAUCGCGCUCCUGCACGCGGACGAUGAGUGCGCCGGCGCCGGCGCCGACGGUGGCGGUGCUACUGGACCUGGCGCACGGUUGCGGCUGCGGCUGCGCCGGGCGCUCGCUGCGCCAGGAGGCGGCUCGCUCCGUGGCCGGCGCCCGCACCGGAGCCCACUUGUUGGUGCUGAGCGCGACGGGCGGCCCGGCCGGCGGCGACGCGGCCGAGGCGACGGCGGGCGCCUGGAGCGGCGGCGGGGUGGCGCGCGUCCUCUCGGACUGGCGCGCCGACGCCGCGUCCGCCUACCGCCUGAAGUGCUCCGCGGACGAGCUGGGCGCGCUCUCCCUGCGCGUUAUCACUAGCCGGCGGGGGCGCGCGCGGCUGCUGGGCUACGAGCGCGCGCUUUUUAGCCCACUUUACACGUGGACGUACCUGCUGGGCUGCGACCGGGAAGACGACGACGACGACGACGACGGCGGCGGCGUACGAGAGGCGGACGAUGAGGUCGCCGCCUACCUUCGGCGACUCCCGUCGGUGGGCGGGCCCGUCCGGGUGCUGACGUCGGCGCUGAUCCCUCCAGAGUGCUUUGGCCACGGCUUCAGCACGCGUGCGGGCGGCGUGUCGCGGGUGCCCACCUUGUCCUCCUUGAACCUGGUCAGCAGCCCCAAGAGGCGCGACUCGGCGGCCGUGGUCCGGGAGAAUCGGCGCCGUCUGGCGCUUCACGCCGGAUUCUACCCGCGCCCGCUACACGUACUCAAGGUAGAGCACGGCGGCCGCGUCUGGGUGUGCGGACAGGCCGAGCCGGAGCGCUACGAUGCGGCGGUGACGGAUCGGCCCGGGACGGUCCUGGCGGCGCCGGGCGCCGACUGCCUCCCCUUGCUCUUCGCCGAUCCCGUGGCCGGAGCGGUGGGGGCGGCUCACGCGGGCUGGAGAGGAACGCUGCUGGGCGUGGCGACGGCCACGGUGGCCGCCAUGACAACAGAGCUGGGGUGCGUGCCCGAAGACAUCCUGGUGGUGUCGGGCCCCUCGGUAGGUCCGUGCUGCUUCACGCUGGAGCCGGAACGGGCCGCCCGCUUCCGGCCGGAAUGCGUCCGUCCCGUACGGGCCGGCGGACUCGGCGUGGACCUGCGGCUGGCCAACAGGCUCCAACUGCAGGAGGCGGGGAUCGCGCCGCAUCACAUCCACGACGACGAGGGGGUGGCACCAUGCACGGCGUGUCGCCCGCGAGACUUCUUUUCCCACGCGCGAGACGGCGCCCACUUCGGCAGUCAGGCGGGCUUCGUGUGGAUCCGCGAGGAGCGGGGGGGAGGCUCGCUUUUGCCGGGCUGAAAAAGCAGUCUCUCUUUUGCCCCCCUUGGGAAGGGGGGGGGGGCGGCUGGAUAGGUCGUAGCUUGAGCUUGUUUGUUAUUUAGAAUCACGAUUAUAUUAUUUUCAAGUGUUCAUCAUGUCAAUGUUGAUUUUCAUCCAUUAUUUCAAUGUAAUACUUUAAAAUGGUGUUUCAUUUCCCACAUCAGUUUUGAAUUUCGACAGCAUUUUGGAUUGCUUCAAAUAAAGCAUAGAUGAAGGUUCAUUUGCGGUUAGCCUGCAACGUAGAGGCGUCUGGCCACUUCGCUCGUGUCGUGCCUCUCCCCCGCCCCGGACUCCGGUCCGUUGUCGUCUCCGGUCUCCGUGCAGGCUUGCUCACACGAUCAGGUUUUUUUUUUCUUGGCCAGAGAGAAGAUGCAUGUAGCUUUUAAAGGUGCUGAGUGAUCAUCACACUAAAUGUACCUUGUAGCGUGAGCAUAGCAUUAGCCUAAUGCAAAUGCUAAUGGUGAGCAUCCUCUUACAUUCUUUGACAUUUUUACAUGCGGUUCGUAGUGUCCAGGUGGGUAUAAUUCAUUGAAAACAAUAUUGUUUUUCUGCAGGUUGUUGGCGUUGUCCUCGCAGACGCUACAAUAUGUGCUCAUUCGAAAUAUUUGGGAACCUUUAUUUAUUUUUAAGAGUAUCAUUUUUCAAAAUUUUACAGACGAAAACAUUUUUAGCAAACUCGCCCAGGCCUUCAUUCAUCAGCUGAUACAGACGCGUCACUCCAAAUACCAGUGACCCUCCGACAAAGACAGAAGUGUUUGCCGAAACACGUCAGGUCAUUAAAUCACCUACUGUUGUCUGGGAUAAAAGAAAAAAAUCGACUAAUUUAUAAAUGUAGGCAAAAUGAACUCAAUACAACUACUUUCGGCAAACGUCGACUAAAACUAGAUGAAAUUAGUUUUCGUUCACAAAAACUAGACGCUGACAAACAUUUUGAGAUGACUAAGUAUUAUCGUCCAUAAGACUGAGACAAAAAUGAAAAGGGCCAUCAAAAAUCAACACUGGAUACAAAGUAUGGCGAAAUAAAUCUCUGAAUCUGAUAUACCACCAUAUGGCCGGCCACACCACUCAUAUUUUACAGCGGAGUCAAAACGUUGUUGGGUACACAAAACGGCAACAUCGCCCUGCGGUCACAGUCAAUAAUACAAGCUCAAAGUUUGUCAAUCCCAUUUAAAAUGGGCAAACAAAGUUUAAAACAUUAAAAAAAAUAUCCCUCAUCAUUUAACUUUUAGAUGAAACUAUUUGAAAUUUCAUUUCUGUAUUUGGUCUCGCUUCAGUUUGUCACAUUAUAGAUCAAAGCAGCCUCAAAUGCUUUUUUUUUUCUAACAGCAGAUGCCCGAGGAACGCCCCCACCCCCUUCCGAUUGGACGUUUGUGCCCGUCACGGUUUGUCUAUACCGAACACCAUGUUCAAAUAUAGGCAGAGGCGUCACGUCCCAUUAGGGCAAACCAGGCAAUUGCCUACGGCCCCCAGCCAGCAGUGGCCCCCAGAGGGCCAACAGAUUUAGCACACGCAGCUUUACUGCAAUGUCGCAGCGACAAGUGCAACAGUACCAGUGAAAGUCUUGUGUCUGAGUUCCCUGAA